Molecule: messenger RNA, 1926 nt
Organism: Aspergillus alliaceus
Lineage: Eukaryota; Fungi; Ascomycota; Eurotiomycetes; Eurotiales; Aspergillaceae
Exons: 2
Coding region: 1-1926 (641 amino acids)
Source: RefSeq, a predicted model, not a curated record
AUGGAACACAUCCCCAUUCCUGCGGGUGGUGUGUCCCUCGAUGCAAUUUAUAUACCCUUGCGAUGCGAUCAGAGGUACACAUACGAUGAUCAAGGUUUCCUCUCUUACCCAGAACGAGUUCAGAUCGACCCCACUCAGCUGCAAGAGGACAAUCACCCGCAUUUGAAGCUCUGUGAUGCAUCCCCAUUCGUCCAGGCCUGGCUUUGGUUUGGGCUUCUCGGUGAAAUUCUACACAUCGGUUCUCGAACUACAACUGCACCCAAGUUCAUAAGCUCCGCGGAAUUUGUCCAAAUGCGUGAUGGUCAGCCCUUUCUUUCGACUUCGUCUCUCUACAGAGCGAUCUAUGAAAAAUCUAAGAGAGGUAGCUCUAUGUUGUAUAAUGAAUGGUAUCAACACCGGGUUGAAAGUUGUCUUCGCACUGCCACUGACUUCGCCCGAAGCGCCCUUACGACGCCAUAUUUUCAGGGUCUUCUGGGGAAGAAUCCAGCCAUGGAAGGUUUGCCAGACAUAUUUUUCACCCUUCUGGCUGUCCAAACUCUCUGCCAAGCAAUUGAAGCAUCAAAGCCUAUUUUAUUUCUGCAAUGCUCUAAAUUUACAUCCCAUGGAAAUGGGCGAUCCUCACCUCUAGCAGACUACCUGCUUUUGAAAUCUGGCUGGGACCCGCAAGAGAUUCUUGAAUUGCCACGGGAUGUUUGCACUCGCUACUAUCUCAGUUUCUAUUGCCAAAAGGGCUCUCUUAGGCCAUCAGUCCCAGAGGAUUUCCUCACGCCACUUCAUACCGAACACUGUUGUGGCUGUAAACUGCAACAAUCUCAGGUUUCUCAGCGCAGUCUGCCGCUCGAUCCGACAAAAAUUCCCCUCUUCACAUUCCAAAAGACAGGAUGCAACAGGGGCAGGUUAGAUAUGGUCUUGUAUUCUUUCGAGGCGGUGAAGAGUACAUCCUACAUCGCCAUUAGCCACCCCCGGCAAUCUGGUCUGGGCAAUGAUAUGGGAAACAGUCUACCAUUUUGUCAGAUAUCCCGCAUACAGGCCCUGGCAAACCAACUAGUUCUAUCAUCCCCUUCCGACGUCCCAUUUUGGAUCGACACAUUGAGUCUUCCGCUUGAUCGAGUCGCUAGAAGAAGCGCAUUACGUAUUGCCAAAGCUAUAUUUAAACACGCAACGUCUGUUCUGGUUUUGGAUCCGUCCAUCUCGCUUUAUCCUAUCUCUUCUGCUGAAGAGGGGCUUGUGCGCAUUACCUUUGCGAGUUGGAAGAAAAGACUCUGGACAAUUCAAGAAGGAGCAUUGUCUCAAUCUCUUCAAUUCUCCUUUUCAAAUCGCAUUGUGAGCCUGGUCGACCUGUUCGACGAAUAUUCCUCGUGCCCACAAGACCCGAUGACAUAUAACAUCCUAGCGAACCCCUCACACCUGCGCUGGGAAGAAUGGCAGGACAGAGCAGAGAUUAUAGACAAAUUUUCGGAUGACGUCAGUACAUGGGUGGAUGUCCUCAGCUAUUCGAGCAGCCACGAUGGUAAUUCAGGGCCAUUGAGAAAGCAAGACAAAGAGCAUUUUUACCGAGCGCUUCGUCUUGGAUACCUGUCUGCCAGCAAACUUGAAUACUUUGCAAACGAAGAUGAGCGCAAGUUCUUUCCACUUGUGUAUCAAUACCUCUAUCAGGUAUAUGGCUCAUUUGAUCUGGAUUCGAACAUCUCGAAUGUUACCGACAAAUCAUUUGAAGCGGUUUCUGCGCGGCUUGAGAAGGCGGAGCGGGCAGAGGAGCCAUUUGAUAAGAUGAGCAUAGCGCUGGAUGAUGUGGAGAUCACGCUCGAUAAGGUUGGCGUGACGCUUGAUGAAGCCGCUGUGGGGGUGGCGACCGAAGAUGCGCUGGAUAAGGCAGAGGCGAAAGUGGCGCUCGAGCAGCUGAAGGUAGAGAUUCAGGUUGAUUAG